Brassica oleracea var. oleracea is the source of this 1627-nucleotide messenger RNA. RefSeq names its product probable WRKY transcription factor 39. Bases 519 to 1478 code for a protein of 319 amino acids. Gene Ontology annotation, biological process: regulation of DNA-templated transcription. The record is from RefSeq and is a predicted model, not a curated record. NCBI's taxonomy places the organism in Eukaryota, Viridiplantae, Streptophyta, Magnoliopsida, Brassicales, Brassicaceae. The transcript has 3 exons. Gene Ontology annotation, molecular function: sequence-specific DNA binding; DNA-binding transcription factor activity.
ACCUUUGACACUCUUCUCAACAUCUUUCUCUCUCUCUUACACAAACAAACAAAUAGACAGGAACACUCUUUCUCUUUUAUUUUUAUCCUAAUCUCCCCUUAGAGGAUUUCUUCCUGCUCUGAGGAUCUCAUUUUCUUUUAGCUCUCAGUUUUCAUGGAGCUUUUUGGUUUGUUUCCCUUCUUAUGAGCUAACUUUAUCUUUCUUGGUAUAGACAAAAGAUCUCAUCUUUUUGCUCUUGACUUGGGAAAGAUUCUAUUUUUACUCAGCUCUCUUCCUGUGAAGUGAUUUGGAAAGAUUCAGUAAUUUGAGGAAAGAACUUAAUGGUGUUUGGUUUUAUUACAUGGUGUAGAUGUCUUGGAUUUGAUCUGAUUAGCUUGAAAGGUGCACUCUUUUUUCAUGUCUUAUCAGUUUAGAUUCACUAAGACUUGAUAUAUGAUUCUCUUGGCUCUCUAGUUAUAUUUUGGUGUUAGUUUAGUUUCUUCUAUCAUCUUAAGCUUGUGUGGAAGGAAGAAAAAAAAAUGGAGGAAGUUGAAAUUGCUAGCAAAUUAGCUAUAGAAAGCUGUCAUGGAGUCUUGAAUCUCUUGUCACAACAACAAACAAGUUGUGAUUUUAAAUCUCUCAUGGUUGAAACAAGUGAAGCAGUUUCCAAGUUCAAGAGAGUAUCCUCUCUUUUCACCAGAGGACCACCAGGUCAUGCAAAGUUCAGAAGACUCAACAAGAAGUUUAUCCCAUCUUUUCCUCAGCAUAUCUUCUUGGAAAGUCCUAUCUCCUGUGGUAACGAUGGCACUAGUGAUUACAAUCAAGUUCUUGCACCAGAGCCUCUUCAGAUGGUUCCAGCUCCAUCGAUACUUAGCCACAGAAUGUGUGUUGAGAAGUCGUUCCUGGAGCUAAAGCCGCCGCCGCCUUUUCGAGGUCCUUAUCAGUUAAUCCACAACCACCAGCAGAUAGCUUACUCUAGGAGCAGCAGCGGUGUGAACCUGACGUUUGAUGGAGCUGGUAGUAGUAGCUGCUAUACUCCGAGUGUGUCCAACGGGUCAAGAUCGUUUGUAUCAUCUCUUAGUAUGGAUACUAGUGCAGUGGAAUACGAUAGGAGCUCGUUUCAUUUAAGUGGAUUGUCACGUGGGUCUGACCAGAUGUCCAAGAAGAUGUGUUCUGGUGGUUUGAAGUGUGGAAGUAGAAGCAAAUGUCAUUGCUCCAAGAAGAGGAAACUUAGGGUGAAACGAUCAAUCAAGGUGCCUGCAAUAAGCAACAAGAUUGCAGAUAUACCUCCAGAUGAGUAUUCAUGGAGGAAGUAUGGGCAGAAACCUAUCAAAGGCUCACCACAUCCACGGGGAUACUACAAGUGCAGCAGUGUGAGAGGCUGUCCAGCAAGGAAGCAUGUGGAGCGAUGUGUAGAUGAAACUUCCAUGUUGAUUGUGACUUACGAAGGCGAGCAUAACCAUUCAAGACUGUUGUCUUCACAAUCAGCUCACACCUGAUGAAAUAGAGUCAGUCACUGUCUGUGCUUUUUGCGUCUACUCUUGGAUUUGAAGAACAAUGAAUUAGAUUCAAGAAACUGGUCUUUGUAGCUGUGUUUGCAAUUGUAUAUUCUACUUGACAUGAGUUAUAAGAGCAUUUUGUGAACUCA